Aureobasidium uvarum is the source of this 824-nucleotide messenger RNA. The record is from the annotation of a GenBank genome assembly. NCBI's taxonomy places the organism in Eukaryota, Fungi, Ascomycota, Dothideomycetes, Dothideales, Saccotheciaceae.
GCUUCAUGCUCAACUCAGGUGAUAUGGUGCAGGUAAGACGAGGUAUGUCGAAGAUCUGUGAUGAUCAUCACUCCGCAAUCACAUGCAACAACAUGGAUGUGUUCCUGCAGACAUCGGCCCCAUGUAGAAGUCCGAAGACAAGAUUGAUUGAACGAACACCAACUCACUCUCCCUUCGAACAGACCAAGUCAUUCGCUCCGAUUCCUACAACAGACAUCACAAAAGGGACAGGACACACAGCAGUCAUGGCCGCACUCGCAUCAAACAUUGUCAGCAACCCUUGGUUCUUCGAACCUCUCCAGAUCUUCGCAACUCUGGGUGCCGCCGUCAACUUCGGUGGUUCAGUACUGCAAUCGCCUCUGAUCAUGCCCACUGUAACCGACCACGUCGUUGGAGUACCAAUCCACUACACAGCUCAGCAAACCGCCUACCUCCUCCACAAUAGCGAGCACUUCUUCCCUCCUCUCAAUGCUCUCUGCUCGCUCUCCAACCUCAUCCUCACAAGCACCGCAUUCCUCCGCGCCCGCGACGGUAACCUCAUUGCCGAGGCCAAGUUCCCCAAGCUCGCUGCCGCCUUUGGCUUAAACGUCGCAACCACGGCUUGGGCACUGUUGAUCCAGGUCCCCAUGAACAAGAGAAUGACCAGAUUGGCAGAAAUCCUCAAGGCUGGUGUUGCCAAUGGCACCGACAAGGAUAGCAGACAGAAGGCUGCUGAGACUGAGUUCAGAGAGCUGCAGUUGAAAUGGCGCAAGCUGAACUAUGGUCGUGCUGCCAUCAUGAUCGCCAGUGCUAUCGCUGGUGCCCUUGCGCUGGUCGCAAAGCCC